AAACAUUUGUUCAAACUCAAAGCCGCUUCCGCAAUCGAGGUGGUGAGACACAUGCCGUUUUUCAAUCAACAUCCGUAAAAAAAUAAGUGCAAAUAUGCAAAGCAAUAAAGUUGAAGAACUCACGAACAAGUUAGAAGGAUAUCUGUCUUUGGACACGGAAAAGAUGGACACAUUCAACAGGUACCGGCAGGAGGGGAAGGAAGCUGCCAUGCGUGGUGAGCUGCCUCGUGCCCUGGAGCUGUUUCAGCUGGCUUACCAGCUGCAGCCGAGUGACAAGCUUAAGAAACGGGUCCAGGCCAUACAGGAUCUUAUUCAGAGAGAUGAAGAGGAAGAUGAAGAGGAUGAAGAAUUUGUGGACGUGAAUGACAGUGGAUUGAAACUUUAUAAAGGGCUAUACGACAAAUUGUAUGACCAUCAGAAAGAGGGUGUGGCGUUCCUGUACAGUCUCCACCGAGAUGGAAGGAAAGGGGGAAUCUUGGCCGACGACAUGGGCCUCGGAAAGACCAUUCAGGUAAUUUCAUUUUUGUCAGGGAUGUAUGAUGCAGAGCUGGCCAAUCAUACCCUGUUAGUCAUGCCAACCUCGCUCAUAAAGAACUGGGUGCGUGAGUUUGCCAAGUGGACCCCCGGAAUGAGGGUGAAAGAGUUUCACGGCUCAAGCAAAGCUGAGCGGAACAGGAAUCUGGAGCGAAUCCAACGCAAAGGAGGAGUUAUCAUUACCACCUACCAGAUGCUCAUCAACAACUAUGAGCAUCUUGCAUCAUAUGACCAGCGUGAGUUCAAAUGGGACUAUGUCAUCCUGGACGAGGCCCACAAAAUCAAAACCUCAUCCACUAAAACGGCUAAAAGUGCUCACGCCAUACCUGCUAGACACCGUGUGCUACUUACGGGCACUCCUGUACAGAAUAACCUACGAGAGAUGUGGGCACUGUUUGACUUCGCUUGCCAGGGGUCGCUGCUGGGAACCUCUAAAACAUUCAAAACCGAGUAUGAGAAUCCAAUCACACGUGCAAGGGAGAAAGACGCCACGCCUGGGGAGAAAGCUCUUGGGUUGAAGAUUUCUCAGAACUUGAUGGACAUCAUCAAACCUUACUUUCACAGGCGGACCAAGGCAGAUGUUCAACACAAAAAGCAAAAACGUAAAGAAGGCUAUCGAGACGAGGAAGAUCAAGAGAACAAAUGUCCAAACGCCAGCGAAGGUGCCGAGAUGCCAUCGCUGACACGAAAAAACGACCUCAUUGUGUGGACGUACCUCAGUUCGGUCCAGGAGGACAUUUAUAACCAGUUCAUCUCGCUGGACCAUAUUAAGGAGUUGAUGAUGACUACCAGGUCGCCGCUGGCAGAGCUCACCGUUUUGAAGAAGCUCUGUGACCAUCCCAGACUCCUCUCGAAUCGAGCCGUGGCUCAACUAGGCCUGGAGCAAGGUUCCUCCUUUGACUCCACCCAUCCAGACAUUGAGAGCGAGUCGGCUGUGAGUCAGAUCGACUACAUUUCAGAUGAAACUUUGGUUAGAGAGUCAGGAAAGCUGCAGUUUCUUGUGUCUCUAAUGGAAUGUCUCCGUGAAGAGGGGCAUCGGACCCUAAUCUUCUCACAGUCAAGGAAGAUGUUAGACAUCAUGGAGCGUGUCCUGCGUAACAAAAACUUUCGCCUGCUGCGCUUGGAUGGCACAGUGACACAACUGGCAGAAAGGGAGAAGCGUAUCAUGCUGUUCCAGACAGACAAACGCUACACAAUCUUCCUCCUCACCACUCAGGUGGGUGGAGUCGGGAUCACGUUAACAGCAGCAAACCGUGUUGUGAUCUUUGACCCCAGCUGGAACCCUGCGACAGAUGCUCAAGCUGUGGAUCGCGCCUAUCGAAUUGGCCAAACUGAAAAUGUCCUCAUCUACCGACUCAUCACCUGUGGCACUGUGGAGGAGAAGAUCUACCGCAGACAGGUGUUUAAAGACUCUCUCAUCCGGCAGACAACCGGAGAUAAGAAGAACCCGUUCCGAUACUUCAGCAAGCAGGAGCUACGUGAACUGUUUAAACUCGAAGACACACGUUCUUCCUCCACUCAGCAGCAGCUUCAGGCGAUGCACGCACAAAACCGCCGCUCUGACACCAACCUGGACCAGCACAUCGCUCGCCUUCACAGCAUGGAGAUGUUUGGCAUCUCCGACCAUGACCUCAUGUUCUCUAAAGAGGCGGCAGCCGAUGAAGACAAUCCUGAGGAUGCAGAGUCCCAUCACUACAUACAAACGCGUGUCCAGAAAGCACAAGAGCUCAUGCAGGCAGAAUCAGAACUUCACGGCCAGCUCAUGGACAGCGUGGCCCAGAACACCGAACCGGCUUGGCUCAGGCAAACAGGGCAACCGAAAUCUGCUGGUAGAGACCGGCCGGCUCCUCCUCGUAUCAAAAACGAGCCAGUGACGGUGGAUCUGACUCAUUACAGUUUCGAUGAGGCAGAAUUGGAGGUAGAUGAGCAGAACUCUCUGCCAGUUGAGGAAGUGGUGGAAGUUGUGGGUGAAGAAGUGGAAUUUGUAGGUGAAGAAGUGGAAUUUGUAGGUGAAGAAGUGGAAUUUGUAGGUGAAGAAGUGCAAGUGGAAAAGGAGUCUCCUCGUUCUGGUGGAGAAAGAAAUGUUCAUGUUCUAAAGACUGAGGUUAGCCCUGAUGCCGACAAGAUAGCUCGCCAUGUGGUCACGCUGGAUGACAGUUCAGAUGAGGCUGACAAGUUGUACGGUAAUGCAGCAUCUGAGCAUCAAUACUCACAGCACAGCUUCUCAAGUUCUUCUCACCAGUUUUCAAAGUUGGAAGAACUUUCUGUAGCAUCUGAUGCUCUUGAUAAUAGAGAGGAUCAGGCAGACAAGCCACAUUCAACGGUUCUCUCUUCACCCCCUUCCCGACAUGAGGCCACAGCGGGAGAGUCUUUUAAAGCAGAGGUGGAAAUGCUUCAGGGAAACUUCAACCUGCAGUUAGAGGACAGUGCAGAAAUGUUCUCCGUUGAAGAAGAAGUUUGUGAAGUGGAGUCGUCGGUAGCAGAGGAAAGUCCUGAGUUUCAACUUCAGAUGGACAUCAGUGGAGAAAGACUGGAAGAAGCAAGUAUCUAUGACAGCAGACAGGAUGGUAAACAAAACAAAAGUGAAAUCAGUACCUAUAACAACAGUGAGUUCUGCAACCAUAACAAUGCUGAAGUCAGUAACUGUAACGGUGAAGUCAGCAAGCAUGAAUCUCUUUUGAGGAUCCGUUCUGCUCCGGACACAUCUGCGGACGACUCCCUUUUGCAUUCUGUUCGUAGAAAGAAAAGGCAGGUCAUCUCUGACACUGAAGAAGAAGAAGAGGAGGAUGAAUCCGAGAAGCCAUGUUUAACUAGCAGUCCAUUAGCUGAUGGCCUUAGCAGGUUGGGCUCUUCCACACCAAAAUCCACUUUGACUGACAGAGCUCGACUCCGCCGCAGCUUGAACACUUCUGUGGCAUCGAGAAGGUCCUUCGUUGUGUCCAUGCUGGAGAAUGAAUCUGAUGAAGAGUCAGCAGAGCCCAGUGAAGAUAAAUCCAAAUCCUAUGAGACAACUGAAGCAAAUGAAAGUCAUGCAGAUGAAUCAGUGGAGGAAGAGGAGGACCCCAGUAAAGGUGAAACCAAAUCCUAUGAGAUAUCUGAAGCAAAUGAAAGUCAUGCAGAUGAGUCAUCAGGGGAGGAAGAGGAGGACCCCAGUAAAGGUGAAACUGAAUCCUAUCAGAUAUCUGAAGCCAGUGAAACGCAUGAAGAUGAGUCUGUGGUGGAAGAAGAGGAGCCCAGUGGAGAGACUUUAAACACAGAAGAGUCUAAAAGUGACGAGGAAUUUGAGGAGGUGGAAGAGAGUGUGGAGUCAAGAGGAGACAAUGAAUGGCACAGCGCCCUUCUUGAAUCCACUGCUGAUGUUGAGCUAGACUCUAGUGAAAUGAUGGACCAGUGUGCCCCUAAAACAUUCCCUAUGGAAACGCACAUUCUUCCUGUUAGCUCCACAAGCAGUGACGUGACUGCUGCUAAAGCCUCUGAGAACACGUAUGAGUCGUUGGUACUGUCUGGGAAACAGAGUUUGGCAGAGGGGAGAAAGCAGGAGGCUCUGGAUUUCUUUCUGAAGGCAAUAGACAUUAAUACUGGUGACGCUGAAAUCCAGCUCUUGAUUAUUCAGUUGUACAGGCAACUUAGCCAAUAGGGAAAUUAAAAUGUACACAGCCGUAUAAGAAUUUAUCAUAUCUUUAUCUUUUUGACAAACUGUUUGACAUGCUUUUUUUUUU
Molecule: messenger RNA, 4253 nt
Organism: Rhinichthys klamathensis goyatoka
Lineage: Eukaryota; Metazoa; Chordata; Actinopteri; Cypriniformes; Leuciscidae
Gene: ercc6l
Product: excision repair cross-complementation group 6-like
Exons: 5
Coding region: 95-4171 (1358 amino acids)
Molecular function (GO): DNA translocase activity; protein binding; ATP-dependent chromatin remodeler activity
Source: RefSeq, a predicted model, not a curated record